CUGUCGAGCUGCUGCUUUCCUCAGUCACUGCGCCGCUGACAGCUCCUCAUCACUCUCUCUCUCUUGUUGCUCUUUCCACAUUUUUGCUCUCUGACAUUUUCACCGGAUCCCUCACUCACUCCAGGUCACAAGCGCUGGGACCAAGCAGCAUAUCCGCAUCCGUCUCCUGGUCACAGAAGAGAUCUGAGAGAUUGCUAUUCACAUUUGAACCAAGAUGUCGCUGAAAGUCCAGACGAGCAACAUUACCAACAAAAAUGACCCCAAGUCUAUCAACUCACGUGUGUUUAUCGGCAACCUGAACACAGCGGUGGUGAAAAAGAGCGACGUAGAGACGAUCUUCUCCAAAUACGGCCGUGUGUUGGGCUGCUCGGUUCACAAAGGCUUCGCCUUCGUUCAGUACGCUAAUGAGAGACAAGCUCGAGGAGCCGUCAUUGGAGAAAAUGGACGUGUGCUUGCUGGACAAACCCUCGACAUUAACAUGGCAGGUGAACCCAAGCCCAACAGGCCUAAAGGACUAAAGAGAACUGCAGCAACAUUAUACAGCGGUUAUGAUUUGGACUAUGAUUACUACAGAGAUGACUUCUAUGACAGACUGUUUGAGUACCGAGGCAGAGUAUCUCCAGUGCCCAGAGCGGUUCCAGUAAAGCGUCCCCGUGUGGCAGUGCCGGUCGUCCGCAGGGUGAAGUCAUUACCUGUCAAACUCCUGACCAGAUCCACUAUCCUUCCCAACAGCUCUAUCAAACACAAGUUGAAAUCAACCGAGCUGCAAGCUAUCAAAUCAGAACUGACACAGAUCAAGACAAACAUCGACGCGCUGCUGGGACGCCUUGACCAGAUCACAGAGGACAAAUACUGUGCCACAGAGUUGCAGAAGGCAGAUGAAAUGAAGAGCGAACUGUCUCAGGACGAGUCAGGCUCAGAGUCAGAGGAACUGCAGCACAGUGAUGUGGAGGAGGGCGAGGAGCACACACACGAGGAUUGUGACGAAGACAUGGAAAACAAUCACAUAUCUGAAAUGGAUUCCAUUCUUCAAUAAAAGGGAGUUGGAUAACACUGUCGACUGGAAACUUUUUUAAUACACAGACUCAGCGGGAAGACAUUGAAACCAACAGG
Molecule: messenger RNA, 1113 nt
Organism: Sinocyclocheilus grahami
Lineage: Eukaryota; Metazoa; Chordata; Actinopteri; Cypriniformes; Cyprinidae
Product: RNA-binding protein Raly-like
Exons: 10
Coding region: 215-1036 (273 amino acids)
Cellular component (GO): nucleus
Molecular function (GO): RNA binding
Source: RefSeq, a predicted model, not a curated record